Messenger RNA from Dunckerocampus dactyliophorus (ringed pipefish), 16264 nucleotides. It is a transcript of the gene pkd1a, whose product is annotated as polycystic kidney disease 1a. Lineage: Eukaryota; Metazoa; Chordata; Actinopteri; Syngnathiformes; Syngnathidae. The record is from RefSeq and is a predicted model, not a curated record. Gene Ontology annotation, cellular component: membrane. Gene Ontology annotation, molecular function: protein binding. Gene Ontology annotation, biological process: kidney development. The coding region runs from base 313 to 14121 and encodes 4602 amino acids. The transcript is spliced from 56 exons.
UUGCAUGAAGUGGAAAGAGGAGGCGGAGGAGGAGCAGCAGCAAGAGAGAGGAAGUUCCAAAACUUUUUUUUCCAGUCCAGAGAAAGAUUCAUGGAGACGCUCCGUUAGUUUUUCAGAAGAACGGGGAAACCAGAGGAAACUUGGGAAAUAUAAGCGUAGACCACAGCGUCAAAAAGUGGAUCCUUCUUUACUGGGCUUCUCCUCACAUGAAAUCCGAAGCCAAAAAGUGUAUUUGCUUUGGUCCUGAGUGGUUUGUUCCUUCCCAGUUUGAGAGGACUUCCACCAUCAGAGGCGAUGCGAUGUGAGUGAGCUAUGCCUUGUGGAAAUGGAGCGACUGUAACCAAGCGGAAACAUGGCGUCUACGGGCCCAGCUUCUACAUUUUCUCCAGUCUGUUUGUGGCCCUCUGCUGCCUGGAGCCAUGGAGCCUCGGCUCGCAGGCGGCAGCUGGGAAGAGCUGCAACCCCUGUCCUGUUAACUGCAGCUGCACGCCAGCGGGGCACCAACAGUCCUGCGUGGUCAACUGCUCCAACGUCGGCCUGGAGAGGGCCCCUGGAGCGGCAGACAUUCCGCUGGCCACCAGUGUGCUAGAUCUUUCCAAGAACCACAUCUCCUCCCUUGAUACGACUCUGCUAGAUCGAACCACCGGCCUUCGAGAGCUGUAUCUUCAAGGAAACAGAAUAAUUGUUCUCCCCAGAGGGGUGUUCUGCUGUGGGCCCUUGUCAGUCCUUGAUUUGAGCAACAACCUAAUUACCAAGAUAGAAGAAAGAAUAUGCGACGACCUGUGCAAUUUAACGCAAAUUGACCUAAGCAGUAACCCCUUUGAGUGUGACUGCAAGCUCUUCCGCUUAGUCAGCUGGCUCCAGGAGAAAGGCGUGCGAGUUCGCCGGCCUGAUGCUAUGCUCUGUAACCACCCUCCUGAGCUGCGCCACCAACCCCUGCUCAACGUCAGCCUGCUCACCUGCGGUCUGAAUUACGCCGCCUGUCUUGAAGACAGCAGCAGUGGAGGAGGGGGGCGGAGCGAGCUUGUCAUCUUCUCAUCCUCCACCUCGGGCAACUUCACGCGUGAACAGUGUAACAGCGUGUGUUUCGCAGCAUCUCACCGUUAUGGCGGUCUGGGGGCGAGGCACGAGUGUCUCUGCAGUACAAACUCUGAGCCCAACUUCAUCAGCGAAUCUCAGUGUUCUGCUGCAUGUACCAACCCCAAUGUCAUGAAGGAAUGUGGGUGGACUCUGGCCCAUGACGUGUUUGCAGUUGACUUCUCGGUCUUACUGAAGCCCCUCGCAUUGCAAAGUGUCCAUGACUACAUCAGUUUCUCAGUGUCGUCCUCCGUCACCCCAAUAAUGCUCUCCUGGGAUUUUGGCGACCUUUCACCUCGCGUCAACACCUCAACAACAGAACGCACGAUGUCAACACACAAAUAUGGACUUCCAGGGCAGUAUGCGGUCAGUGUGAUAGCCUGGGCUGGACACAAGGAGGUGUCUGCACGUGGAGAAGUGACUGUGGCAUUUCCUCCCAAACUGGAGCUCCACUGUCCAUCCCUUACUGUGGCCAAUAGCAGUCUGGAAGUCACGCUCGUCAGCUGGGGGGCUCUUGGCCUGAACGUGGACUGGAAGAUUGUAAAAGAUGAUGAACAGAUCACCAAAGCCUCUCCCUACUGUCCAAAAGAUGGGGUCUAUCACGCAGAGUCCUCAUGCUGUUUCCAGAUUGUUCCAGGGGAGCUGAGCUGGACUGAUGCUCACCAACAGUGUUUAGACCGCGGCGGGGAUCUGGCAAUAGUCAGAGGUGACGCGCUGCGCAACCUGCUGGCUCAUAAAGUCACACAGGAACGAGGAGUGUGGCUCGGCUUGAGUGACGUCACUUCCCCUGGCAGGUUGCGCUGGGUCAAUGGCUCUGAUGCCCAGAACGGAGAGGAAGGCCUGCCACCUCGUUUCCCAAUUUUCCGUGGAAACUCUUGUGUGUCCCUUGAUCAGCGUGCGCAGACCAGUUUGCAUCCAUGCAACACCAAGCGGGCGUUUGUCUGCCAAUACAGCCCUCAAGUUCGUGUUCCAGAUGCAGGCAUCUACAUGGUCGGCCUGGCAGCGUUUCCCUCUGUCAAUUCUUUGCUUGUUCCGCCUAUUACACCACUCUCUGCUGCGCAUCCAACAAGCACUGCCAUAGAGUUACUGCUCUUUCCGGCAUUGAGCUUUGUUAAGGCGGGUCGAUUGUCUUCCCUCGAGUUUGUCACGCAGGAGCUCAGCUCACAAAUUCAUAUUAAAUUCCAGACCUACAGACCUCACUGUCCUUAUCCCGGCCUGCACCUGCUCCUGCCCAGUUGUCAAGGUCCAGUUUGCGCUCCAGUGGCUACAUGUGUCCCAUAUGAAACCAGGGACAUUGAGCCACCCCUUUGUCCCAAACUACAACAGUGGUGUCCUUUCCAGCGGCAGUGCCUUGCCCUCUCUAGCCCGUGUCUCCCAUCCUCCUGUCAAAACUGCACCCAAGCUCCCCAUCUACCACCUGAAGCUCUGAGACCUCAAUACACCCUGCAAGACGAGGUGACCUUCACCCUGCCAGCAGGGCCAGCUGCAAACAUCCUGGUACGAGACCAGUUAGAAGAUAUCUUGGUUUCCCCUGGUGACGUCAUUGCCCUACAACAUGAUGCAGGCCGAGCAUCCCUUCUUCGCUGCCAGUCCACUCCAACUUCGAUGUGGCGACAGCCUGUUUUAGUCGUCAACCAAUCUGAGUGGAUUUUGAUUAACUCAAGCAGACGAUCAGCUGGCCACAGUGUGGACCCUCGGCCCCAUCUUGACUUGGAAGCACCACUGAAAACUGGUGAGGCAGGCUGGCUGGAGGAUGCGGUAUGCCCGAUUAGGGUGCUCUAUGUGGGACACAGCGAGAUACUGCUGCAGGGAGCACAGCUGUCUGUCGGCUUAUCCCAGCCAGGACUCUACACUCUGCAGGUGACCUCUGCUGAGCCAUCAUAUCCAGCCUCGGCAUCAUGCCCAUUGCAUGUAGUGCCCCCUUUGGGCCUAACCAUCUUGCACCCACCUCUCUGGAAUGGCAGCCUCUACUUGCAGCCCAACAAUACUCGGCUGCUGCUCCACGUCCAGUCCCGAUACAUCACGAGAGCAUCUCAGCGAGGAAGUAAUCACAACGUGACCUUUCAAUCAGACUGUCCCUCAAAUUUUCUAUCCAAUCCCACACUCUGCAAGCAUGGCUCUCAUUCAGAGAUGGAGGCCGCAGAACCAAGCCUUUAUGCAGCAUUGGAUCUAAACUUGGGGGUAGAGGAGCAUAGAGGACCAAUACAGGUGGACCUUGAAGCCCAUAACAAUGUCACAGAAUCCAACCUGACUGUGGUUGUCCACCUGGAAGAACCUUUAAAAGGACUGGUAGUCGAGCCGUUCCCAGCUCACAGGGUCCUCAUGGAGUCAGUCGUGAGUUACACAGCAUCAGUCCUUGAAGGCUCCAAUCCCACAUUCAAAUGGACAGUUGAUGACAAGCCGUACUUCACUUAUUACAACACGGUCCUCAAUGUGAUCUACCAGCACGCUGCAGUCUACAAGCUCACAGUGACGGCUAUGAACCACAUCAGCAGCCUCACAGAGCAUUUCAACGUCACUGUGGACCGUCUGCAACCUAUGAGCAACCUUACAGUGAAGGGUGUUCCAGAUGUGGUCCCCCAGGGCUCUACUCAGACACUUACUGCGUCUGUGCUUGUGGACAUGUCUGUAAUGGCCACCUUUAGAUGGUCUUUUGGUGAUGGGGGAUAUAAAGAGUUUGAAUUCAAGCCUCCCUACGCUCCAUCCUAUCUUUGCCCAGACUUCCCCAAUCAAGUCCUACUAAGCAACAAUAUCACUUAUAUCUACUCUCAGCCAGGAAUAUACACAGCACUAGUGUCAGUGUCCAAUCGUUAUGAGAACAUCAGUCAGAGCAUCAACAUGAGUGUCUACAGCAUCCUAACUCGUGUUGAUAUACAGACGGAGCCGCGACUUCUCCUCGCCAGAAAAUCAGCAGAUUUUGAGGCUCACCCUUUGCCCUCACCCUACGGAAUUCACUAUGACUGGAACUUUGGGGAUGGUUCUUCUCAGUCCCAAGGUCGCCGUGUGGCACACACAUAUGCACACAGUGGUGCAUUCAAUGUCUGUGUGUCCGUAAAUAACACCAUCAGCUACACCAAAGCCUGUGCCAAUAUUUUUGUAUUUGAUGAGAUUGAAGAUUUGACAGCUGAAAGCUCCUCUCCUACAGAACUUAACAGUCCUACUACAGUUAGAGCCCACCUUGCUUCAGGUAAUAACAUAACAUGGACAUUUUCUAUGGGUGAUGGGACUAUCUACACGACAUCUGAACCCCACGUGUCUCACAGCUAUACUAAAGAUGGUAACUACACAGUGAAUGUGACUGCUGCAAAUGCUGUGAGCUCUGGCUGGACACUUGUUCCUGUGCAGGUCUAUGUAUUUCAAGUUGUCAGGAUGGAGCCUUCUGGUUGUGUCCAAGAAAGGACCUUGGUCAACUUUGAAACAUGGGUGUCUGGCAAUGCAUCAGCCAAUCUUUAUGAAUGGAGCUUUGGAGAUGGAAGUCCUAACGAGACACACCUUGGAAAUCCCAGAGUGUCACACACCUACAAGACAAGCGGGAACUACCACCUUUCUCUUAGUCUUUCCAGUGGAAUCAACAAGGCUUCUAAAGCCAGCUUCUUUAGAUGGGUGUGUGUGGAGCCAACCUUAACCAGCAUCAACCUCACCCUUGAGAAAACACACUAUGCUGUCGGUGAAGAAAUUUGGUUGCAUGUCAGAGCCGACCCAGAGUUUACCUACAACUAUCUUUGGAACUUUGGUACAGAGGAAGAACCUGUGGUGAUCCAUGGCGUUGGGAAUGCCGUGACAACAUAUGCAAAUCCAGGUUAUUACAUAGUGACAGUAACAGUCUCCAAUAACAUCUCCGCAAGUAAUUCUAGUGUUCUCGUUGAGGUUCAGAUGCCAAUCGGGCCAAUUGUAAUUCUACAUAAUGGCACUAAGUACAAUUACUUGAUACUUAGGCAGCCAUAUUUUUUCACAACCCCAAUCUCAUCUCCUGAUGUCACUCACACCUGGAACUUUGGAGAUGGGAAUCUGUUUUCCGCCCACAGUGUCCCUUACACCUACAACUUCUCUGGUAACUACAACAUCACAUUGACAGCAACCAACUCAGUCAGCAGGAAUUACACUGUUUUACCCAUUGCUGUGCUAGCGCCAGUUCGUGGGUUAACGGUCAACGCAAGCCUGGUAAAUGUUCCUCUCAAUGCCUCGGUCCACUUUGAGGCUCAAAUGGUAGAGGGAGAUGAUGUCAGAUUUUCUUGGAUCUUGUGCGACCGCUGUACCUCUAUCCCAGGGAUCCACACCAUGUUCUACACUUUCCGCUCUGUUGGCACUUUUAAUAUCAUUGUGACAGCGGAGAACGACGUAGGGACGGCCCAAGCUAGUAUCUUCCUGUUUGUUCAGCGUGAGCUGGAGGGACUGUAUAUUUUACCCGAAGAGGAGAUGGGAAUAGGUCGAGGCACCGGAAUGGGUGGUUGUUGCUUUGCUACAAACCGUGUUCUCCACCUUCAUGCAGGCUUAAAAGAAGGAACCAAUAUGACUUUUACUUGGAAUGUCAUCAGAGAGCACGAUCCUAUCAACUCGAGAUUCAACAUAAGUGGCAAGACUGUGGAAGUAAAUUUCUCUACACCGGGGCCAUGUGAGAUCAUUCUUCGAGCAGCUAACCUCCUGGGCCAGCUGUCUAUCAACAGAACCAUCCACUUCCUAGACCCAGCCGGAGGAGUAUAUCUGCAGAUCAGCAAAAACCCUGUUGCUGUCAAUGCUCCUACUAAUCUGUCAGUGUCUACUUUGGAGGGCUCAGACCUGCAAUACCGCUGGUUUGUUAAUGGAGAUACUCUGCAGUGGAACGGAUUCUGGAAGACUCACACUUUUCCUAGUCCUGGACUACACCAUGUUACUGUGGAGGUCUUCAAUGAAGUUAGUUCUGAGCUUGUGUCUGAGAUGGUCAGCGUCCAGGAAGUUAUCUCUGGGCUUGGGUUUACAGUAAACAAUGUGACAGAGCAAAGUUACAUAGCAACAGGGGUCACUGUCACGCUCCAGGGGGAGGUGGUGACAGGAACCAAUGUGACGUGGACAUGGAUGUUGGAUGGAAUCACAGAAACAGGACAGAAAACAUCUGUGGUGUUUCAGAAGCCAAAGACAGCCACUGUUGUGCUGAAUGCCACCAAUGAUGUCAGUGGACAAGUCGUUUCAAAGGAGUUCUUUGUUCAGGACAAGAUUCAGGGGCUAGAGCUGAGGGCAAGUAAAAAGAUAGCAGUGCUUGGUGAGAAGGUGGAGUUCACCAUUUCUUUGGCAGCAGGCUCAGAUGUUCGCCUGAUACUCAGCAUCAGCGGAGAUGCAACCAUUACCCCACAACUCAACCAAACCUAUGUGCACGUAUUCAGCAGGGUUGAUACCUACAUGGUGAACCUCACUGCUCACAAUCAGGUAAGUUCCAAGAGGAGACACCUACAGGUUGAAGUGAUGGAGCCACUGCGUGGAUUGUCCAUCCAAGGAAGCUGCACAGCAAUCCCUGUAGGUGUGAAGAGGUUAUUUACGGCAAACAUCCUAACGGGUAAACCUGUUAGUUUCCUCUGGACGUUUGACCUGCACCACCUCCACAAGACCUCACAUAUUGGCAAAGAGGUAGCCUACAUACCAGAAGAACCAGGUUUAUUGACCAUUUACCUGAGGGCCUUCAAUGCGCUGCAUGCUCAGAACAUCACCAAGCACAUUUUGGUGCAGAACCUGCUUUUGGAUGCAGUCCUUUAUGCAACACCUCGCGACACUUUGGUCAAUAAGACCGUCGCUCUGGUUGCUUCUGUGACACCCAGAUCACAUCCUGUAGAGUGCUUGUGGGAAUUUAAUGAUGGUUCUACUCCAGUUCACACCAACACCACAACUGUGGGUCAUGAGUACAGGAACCCAGGAAACUACAUGGUGCAAGUGAACUGCAGUAAUCUGGUGAGCUGGGUGUUAGCCCAGGUAGAAGUAAACAUCAGUGUCUUGGAGUGCGAGGAACCAGAGGUACAGGUGGUUCAAGCCCCCCGCCUCGCCAUCUGGAGAUCUCAGCCCACUUUUGUGGAGGCCACUGUUGACCGGAAAGGCUGUGUCAUCUAUGGAGCACAGUACCUCUGGCAAAUUCUCUCAACACCAUCCUGUGAUAAUGACCUGCUUUUUCCAUCUGGAGUCUUGGCUCAACCCUCUCAGCCGUCUAAUGCAGUCAUUGACCUCCCGGUGGAGGUAGAUGUGCGGCGGCUACAGCUGUCGUUGCCCAAAAUGGCUCUGGCUACAGGGAACUACACUUUGGUGUUUUCACUGUCAUAUGAAGGCGUGCCAUUAAGGAAGGGUGCCUGUCUGCAACUUAGCGUCAUGGCUGCACGGCUUAUGCCCAUCAUAGAAGGUGGUACCUAUAGGGUGUGGUCGAGGACUCAGGACCUCCAACUCAGUGCAGAGCAGUCCUACGACCCCAAUAUGGACCCCGACAACCAGUCACUACUCCACUACCACUGGGAGUGCCAAAGCACCUCAAAGGGUCCUGAGCACUGCUCCAGCCUGAACUUUGGUUUGGGGUCCAGCGGUCCUGUCCUGGGGAUCUCUGGCAUUGAGUUGGAGGCAGAUGUGGAAUACACUUUCAAGCUGACUAUCAGCAAAGAGGGAAUGGCACCAGAGUCCACCACACAAACAGUGCUUCUCCAGAGCGGUCACAUCCCCAUGGUAUAUCUGGAGUGUGUGUCCUGUAGGGCGCAGUCCAUCUACGAAGUCAGCCAGAACUCGUAUGUCUACCUCAGAGGAACCUGCACCAAUUGCCAGGGCAUUCACCGUGGGAGAUGGACGGCCAUGACGUUGCAGAACGAGACCCUGAUCCUGGACUCCUCCUCGACGACCACAAGAAGUGACGGUAUGAAUCUGGUGCUGCGACAGGGCGUCCUUCGCCACGGAGACUCCUACAUCUUCACCUUGCAUGUAACCGAUGACGCACUGGAUGAUGAAGGCGCUGCCUCUAUUACACUGCACCACAACAUGCCUCCGGCGGGUGGGGAGUGUCACCUGAGAGCGGGAGGGGAGGCGGAAGGGGACAAUGGCGAUGGAGAUGGUGGAGGUUGGAGGAUUCGAACGCUGCUGGACAGAGUAUACUUCAAGUGCUCAGGUUACAGUGAUCGGGGCAUCUCAGUGACACCUUUACUCUAUAGUUUGUUAGUGACACGCUGCAGAGAAGACUACUGUGAAGAGUUCUGUGUGUACAAAGGCAGCAGUCCAGAGCAUUCAGCCUUUCUUCCGCCAGGCUUCAGCUCGGCCCGACAUCGCGUUGCUGUGUCCAUCACAGUCGAGGACCUUCAAGGAGCAGCAAUCACCGCCCUCAACAAAUCCAUUGAGGUGGAGCUGCCGGAUCCACCGUCUGAAUACACAAGUCUUCCCCACUGGCUGGCAGAGCUGACUGAUAGUAAACUCAAACAGCUGCUGGAGCAAGGAGACUCUCAAAGAGUCAGGGAGCUUUCCUUGGCUCUUAUUACUGUCCUAAAUGAGUACGAGCAGAGCAGGGAGUCCACUCAGGUGUCCCUCGACGAGCGGGGCUACCGAGUAAGAGUCCGCAGCAACAUCACCAGGGCUCUGACUUCACUAGACCUGAACUCUGUGAAUGACAUUCAGCAAACCUCUGCUGCGCUCGCACAGUGCACGGCAGUGAGUCGGGAGUUUAUCUGUGAAGAGUGUCAGAACAGCACUCUCAACAAACUUGAGUCUAUGUUAGAGAUUCUACAAAAUGACACCAAGCAGGGAACGGUUACUCCGACUGAGAUAGCUGACAACAUCCUGAACAUCAUGGGUGAUCUGAUCCAUCAAGUCAGCCAGUCAGCAUCUUACGUCCAACCUGCCUAUGUGGAUUCCCCAUCAUUCUACUCUACCUCCCCGUUGUCUUCCUCUGGUUCAUACCAUGGAGGUAUUCUGUUGGACCCCUCCCCAUCCUCCUUGGAGCCACACCCACUGCGAGUGGCAGCCAAAGCCUUCAGCCUGUCCUCGGUUCUGAUGCUGAUCUUGAUGCAUUGCCGCGUUCUCAACGAAGAGCCACUUGUGCUGAGGGGAGCAGAGAUUGCUGCCACAGGAAAACUGGCCGACCCCCAGAGUCUGCUCUGUUACCAUGGCAACAGCAGCCCAGAGUGCCAGCGCUUCUCCAUCCCGAGAGCGUUCAACAGCAGUCUGGGCAGAGCUGCCGCAGGAAACAGUGUCAUGCAGUUACUCUUCCAGUUGGAGUCCAACCCCUUCCCCUUCAACUAUGUAGCCAACUAUACCGUCUCCACAGAAGUGGCAUCAAUGGAGUUCCGCACUGAAAAUGGCACCCAGAUUCCCAUCUCUGGACUGGACGACAGUCUCGCCAUCACUGUCGCCAUUAACAACGGAAGCGGAGGAGAGCUAGGCACAGAUACUUCCAGUGCAGGAGGAGUGCCCACAGCUGGAGCUGUAAACAUCAGCCAUUGUGACUCUGUCAUCGUCAGGGUGACUACAGGGAACAGCCACCGACAGGCUGGACUGUUUGUGCAGCUCAACUUCACAUCUUUGGAAGAUACCAGAGGGGGAACAAAGGGAAACAAAGACAAUGAGGAGCCACAUAUUGAAGCCUACCUUCAUUCCCAUGAACAGCCAAAUGAAUUCAACUGCACCGACAAAAAACGUAUCACACUCAGUAUGACCCAGGACUUUGAUCACAAGAAAUACACCUUCUUCCUGUCACCUGAGUUGUAUGACACCACACUGGACUACUUUAUCAACGUAAGCACGCCCUGCAGCCCCACCUCACAGCCUGCUGGCGUUCAUCUUGAGGUGGGGCUGUUUGUCUCGCUGUGCCAGUACUUCAGCGAGAGCGAGAAGCAGUGGCGAACAGAUGGCAUGGUGCCCCUGGCGGAAACAAAUGCCAGCAGAGCCGUUUGCCGCACCAAGCACCUCACAGCCUUUGCCGCGGGUCUCUUUGUACCACCUAAUGCAGUCAGCUUUACUGUACCAGAGCGAUCCGGCCCACCAAGCUUAGUGGUGCUGCUAGUGUGCAUGUUGGGCUUACUCAGCUACGUUGUUGCUGCUGCCAUUUUGCACAAGUUGGAUCAGUUGGACUUACGCCGGGCUGGUGUGGUUCCUUUGUGUGGCACUGAUGGGCUCUUUAAAUACGAGAUUCAAGUCAAAACUGGCUGGAGUCGUGGAGCAGGCACAACCGCUCAUGUGGGAAUCAAUCUGUACGGCCGUGAGGGCCGCACCGGACACCGCCAUCUGGACAGCAGGGGAGCCUUUGCACGCAAUGCUCUCGACAUAUUCCAUAUUGCUACAGACACUAGCCUGGGCAGUGUGUGGAAAAUACGCAUUUGGCAUGACAACAAGGGUCUGUCCCCAGCAUGGAUGCUUCAGUAUGUCUUGGUCAAGGACUUACAGACCGGAAGCAGUUACUACUUUCUGAUUGAGGAGUGGCUGUCAGUAGACAAUGAGAGAACAGAUGGUCGGGUAGAAAUGGAGGUGGAGGCCUCAGAAGAGGCAGCGCUUCGCCAGUUUCCUCGCCUCCUGCAGUGUGAGCUUCAGAGGGCGCUGUGUGAGAGUCACCUGUGGCUGUCGCUGUGGGAGAAGCCCCCUCGCAGCCCCUUCACCCGCUUGCAGAGAGCCACGUGCUGUGCUUUGUUACUACAGCUCUUUUUGGUCUUCAACACACUGUGGCACAGCAUUGUGCUUGACAAGAGAUACAGUCCACAGGCCGUGUCACAGUUGUCUUCACUGAAUGGCGAGACUGUCGCCGCAGGCGUGGUGACUUGUCUGAUUGCUUAUCCUCUUUACCUCUUGGUCUUCACCUUCUUCAGAAUGAGCCGCAGCAAGUGCGUGUCAGUGGAGCAGGUGCCUCCACAAGGAGACCAGGAGUCGGUGGAGAUUGAUGACUUCCUGGAUAACUCCAUGGCUGGAAGUUCUUUCCUCUACUUUGAUGGCGAGACCAACUCAGAGGAAACCAAUGUGGAUUUGCCAACUCCCUCUACCAAAAGUGUGGAGAGUUGGGGUGUGGCAGAAGAGGAGACAGACGACAGGGACUGGCCAGAACUGUUGGGUCAUGUGUCUGUGACAGGAGGGGUCGGGCAUGGGACAGUUCUUCCGAGGCUGAAGAGGGGCCAAGGUAGCAGGCAUCUUGGUGUGGACAUGACCUUUAAUCCUGGCGAGGAUGAUGACCAACGUAACAAACAUUUUACUGCUUCAGAUGAGGACCUGAUCAAACACAUUCUGACUGAUGGACAAAAUUUCUUUCCACAAGCAGAUGAAAGUGAGAUGGCUGACCUGUCAAGCAUUUUAGAAGAUAACACAGAAGUGAUUCUUCUCCAGAAAAUGAAUGAGCCUCCUCCUCUUGAUUAUGUCAGAAGAGAACCCCCGAAAACUGCUUUCACCUCCAACACAGUUGUAACAGACGUGUGUCGUCCCAGACGGUUCCCUCCGUGGUGUGGACGUGCCGCCCUGUGGGGGAGCUGGGCAGGGAUCGCCCUGGCAAAUAGUAUAUCCAUAUGGGCGGGACACGGGUUCAGUCAGCAUGUUGCCAUGAUGUGGCUCAUCUCUUGUUUUGCCAGCUUCAUGUGCUCCUGUCUCCUGCUGGAGCCAAUAAAGGUGUUGUGUGAGGCCUUUUACUAUGCAGUCUUUGUGUGUCGGCUGCGGCCUGAGGACCAGGAUGUGCUGGUGGAGUUCCCCAUGGUGGAGAGGGUGGUGCAGAGAGUCCACAGGGUGAGACCACCUCAGGGCUAUGCUCUGUCCCAGGACCGGCACCAGGCCCGCAAGGUCCGCAUGCUGCACACCAUGUUGAAGAACUUCCUGGUUUACAUGUUCUUUUUGCUGGUGGUUCUGCUUCUCAACUAUUCGGACUCAGCCAAACACACACACAGCCUGAGACUGCAUACUCAGCUACAACAUGCGCUACACACGCCUGAGUACCACAACAUCAGCAGCCGAAACGAUGUUCUGAUUUGGCUGAACGAAUCGUUGUUACCCCGCCUUCUGAAUGACUCCUCCCUCCUGGGGGACACAGGAAGCGUGUUACUUGGCACACUGAGACUCCGACAACUCCAGCAUACACACGUCGGGGCUGGUUACAGCUCAGAGGACAAGUGGGAACAGGGCUUGCCGGGUAUCACUGAUAAUGGUGCUGCUGAUGUAAACUGGGUUUGGCCUUUGGGUCAGAGGACUCUAACCAAUACAAGCACAAAAUUGGUCCUCCAGCUGAACAGGAAUCUAGAGGAGGCCUCACUCUGCCUGCAGCAGCUCCAGCAGGAGCACUGGCUGGACUACAGGAGCCGUGCCUUGUUUGUGGAGUUCUCGAUAUACAACAUCAACACAAAGCUCUUGGCAGUCUUCUCCUUUCUCUUUGAGUUCCCAGUUUCUGAGCGUGCUCAGUCCAGCCUUGACCUCACCAUCAUCACUCUGUGGCCAAUCACAGGGCUGGAUUUGCAGCUCCUUUUAAUGAUUGUACUUCUAGCCCUGGUGUUAUAUUUCCUGGUGCGAGGGGUCUUGGGAUUCCUCCAAGAGGGCUACACCUACCUGCUGUCCUCCUGGAGAAUCCUGGGCAUCUGUAAACUCGCUCUCGCCACAUCUGUGUGCGGCUUGCAUCUUAGUCGCUGCGUCAUGGCCCAGCAGCAGUGGGCGGCGUACCUCAAGCACCCACGUGAUGCCUUCACAGACUUCCACCCACUUGCAAAGCGGAGUCAGAUGUACACAGUCAUGGCGGCCAUGCUUCUCUUUAUACUGGUGCUCAAGGCCUCCCAUCAGUUGCGCUUCCUGCGAGAGUGGGCUGUGUUUGGCAGAGCUCUGCGGCGCUCCGUUUGGGAGUUGCUGGGUGUCGCCCUAGCUCUACUGUUGAUGGUGCUGGCGUACUCGCACGCAGGACACCUGCUCUACCACUCCGUAUUUGAUGGCUACGGCAGCGUCAGCUCCACCUGCUUGUCCUUGUUGGGGGCUGGCGGGCGUGGCCUGUUGUCAUGGGGACCAUCCCAGUCACUAACUGGUCCCUCAAGCACCGUCUCGUCACUGGUGUUCCACGCAAGCUUUGCCGUGCUGCGCUUGGUCUUGCUGUGGUUGCUCACCUCUGUUUUACUGAGGAACUACCGGCGUGGACGGGCAGAGUUGUACCGCCCAGCUGUCGAUCUACAAGACUACGAGAUGGUGGAGCUGUUCCUCAGAAGGCUCAAAAUGUGGAUGGGUCUCAGUAGAGCCAAGGAGUUUCGUCACAAAGUUCGUUUCGAGGGCAUGGAGCUGCCGCCAUCUCGCUCGUCGUCCACCAGCGACUGCAAGUCUCUUUGCUUGCCCCCGCUGGAACGUCCCGAUUCCCCAUCCACGCCAGACAGUAUCGACGCUGGCUCCGAAGCCUCCUGGUGCCCGGCCUCCUCCAGCCCCUGCAGCUUGACAGAAGCCCCCGGUAUCGGAUUGGGGCUCGGGCUCGGCCUCGGGCUGGGGCUCGGUCCGGGGGUGGCGGUGGGCGGGGCCAGCUGGAAGGAGAGAGCCGAGACCGAGGCCUCCAUGAAGAGGCUGCUCCCCACCUUUGACGCCCUGCUGCAGCAGCUUGAUCGUGUCACCGUGGCAACGGAGGAUCUCUUCCACAUGGAGUGUCGACUGGAGCGAGCGCAGAGGAAGAGGAGGCGCGGCAGCAGAGUGGAUCAGAGGGGAAAGGCGGGGGACAAAGAAAGGAAGAGGAGCAAAGAAAAGCUCAAAGUGGGCAAGAAGGCGAGAAAAAAGGACACCGCAGCCAAAAAUACUUCCGGAGACACAAACGUUCCCUCGGCAAAACCCAAAGCAGCUGACAAAUCCAUCAGUGCCCCCCCGCCGACUCCAGUCACUGACCCCUCCUCCCCCCCUCUAUCACCCAGCAGCCCCCUUUCCCAUUCCCAUUCCCAAGUUCCCAAAUCCAGCACUGUCCCUACAUGUACCCCCGCAGCCACCCCCUCCCUGCCAUCUGGAGCCUGGGAGCACCCCCCCGUGGAAAGAGAGACUCACCCCUCCUCCAGCAUGUUCAACCACCCGGCCCACACGACCACCAUUCCCGCGCACAAGAGAAAACGCAAGCCCCCUCCGCUCAAAAACAAAGUGCACCCCAACUAAAAGAGAUGAGGGCCUGGACACCCCCAAAAUGAGAUAAAAUGUAGGGUUAAGGACGAGAGGAGGGCGGGGGCAGCUGGUUUUGUCUCUGCAUGCUCCUCUCUAAACCCUCAUGGAAAGCACAAGAAGAAAGGUUUGAAUCCCGCGGACGUGGUGCCGGUCACCAGCUCGGACAGCGAGGCAAAGGCCAACAUUCAAAGCAGUACGCAGUUCCCCCCCACCCCUGAUCCCAUGUCACCCUGGAGGUCACAUGGAGGUCAUUGACAGGAGCACAGAAGCGUGCUCACCUGAGGACUUAACGAUCUGUUUGUGUUUGUGUAACCAAAAAAAAAAAACAGAUGAAGACUUUGUGUGUCCGUACUUUUCUACGCGUUCUCAACAUUUUGCUACUACAGUAUUACUACUUUGGGCUCUUGUCCGAAUACACAUUUGUUCUUCAAUCAUCCAUCAUGUGCAUGCGAGGCAGAUCGACGCACGCGCAUGCUACACACUCUGCAGGGGCGUUGCUUCUGCAUUUUAACCCAAGCAAAUACACACUCGUUCAGGGGUAUGGCCGUCAUAUUGACUCCAACGUAAGAUCUUUUUUUAUUUGCCCCAGAAAAGUCUCAAAAAGACAAACUGCCUGGGGAUUUGUACAUGCAAACCACAGCUUUUCUUCCUGUCACUCACGCACACGCCAGCCACCCGGAGCGAUGCGGCCGUGACGCAGGAGGAGGAAUUGUGACGCUGAGUUUAAGAUAACGUGCAUCAAUGAUAUCCUUUUUAUUACGAAACAGUUCUGUCACUGAUAUUGAAAGCGUCGUUUUAAAAACAUUCAUUAGUGUUCUUGAAAUGAAAAAAAAAAGAGUUGUUUUCGAUUUGGGUCAACGUGAGCGAUGGAGAAAGGCAACGGAAGUGUAGGGAUGGCAAACACGCGUGACUUUUCCAAUCCAAUAAGGAAGAUAAAUGCAAGUCGUAGGUGGAAAUGAAGGAAAGAGGAAGGAUGCUUGUACAAGUUGAUAUUUACACACACCCCCCAUCGCCCCCACCACCAUGAAGCUAAAGACUCCCUUGGCUGUUUCUGUUGUGUUCACUAUGGUUGUGAUAUAAAUGCACUUUUGUCGUAUUAUCCAUUGUUCUGAAUGCCAGUGUUGUUGUUGUGUGAGGUAAUAAGCUCGCUAUGCGAUCCAACAGCGGAGGGGUUUUGAAAGUGAGGCAGCACAAGACUUCAGUGGAGGUACAGCAGCUUGAGAGAAAUAACGUAAUGCAUAUUUUCCAUUUAGUUCAGUGAUGCUUUAAGGCCAAAUGAGGGCAAAAUUGGGUGAGCAGAAAACGCCACUAAAUAUCUUCUCACUCUGUCAGACUUCAAAGAGCCCUGCAAGCUUAACUUAUACGGUAGCUCAUCUAUCCACACUGCCAAAGCCAAGUCAUUCAUGUCUUUUGUACUUAGCACUUUAUUUUCUCUCAGAGUUGAUAUCCAAGGCCAUAUUUAACUCUCGUGUCUUUACACUUUUUUUUUUAAAUGUAUAAAUAUAAAAAUGUAUGAAAAUGAGUUCACCAGGUACGGAAGAAGGUACCUUUUGUUGAAAAAUGUCUCGUUUCAAUCAACGUACGUACUUCUGUGUCCAGCGGGCAAAUCUCAGGGAACACACCCUUUGCUAAACUAACUAGUUUGUUCUUUUACACGCAAAAUGAAUUUUAUGGUGCGAAUUUUCUCCAAAGAAAAUGAGACUCAGUGAUUAAAUAGAAAUAUUUUUGGACUUUUUCGCACUAAUUUCCUGCCACGUCUCUUAAUUUCCAUGAUUUCGUGCAAGGUCGUAUAAAAAAAGAAAACAAAAAAACUUGCCUUGCGUGCGUGUGUGUGUGUGUGUGUGUGUGUGUAUUUUUGUGUAUCUUGGUGCUUUAGUGGUGUAUAUAUUUGUUUUCUCUUCAUGAUCAAAGUUAAUGUCCUUCAGCUAUAUAUGGUCAGUGUUGUUUCACACGUCCUGUCUAACAAAAGCAUUGCAAUCUAAGCUAAAGAUGUAUUUAAGAUGCAUUUCACAUCCACCGGGUUUGCUUUGUGUCAACUCUACAGUAUGUUACAGACCCCCCCACCCCGUCUGUAUUUUGCAGUGUUCAUGCUUAUGCAUUUGACAAUGUUGAAUAAACAGCUGAACCGUAAAUGAAA